Endocarpon pusillum Z07020 is the source of this 1857-nucleotide messenger RNA. RefSeq lists its product as uncharacterized. Lineage: Eukaryota; Fungi; Ascomycota; Eurotiomycetes; Verrucariales; Verrucariaceae. The record is from RefSeq and is a predicted model, not a curated record. Gene Ontology annotation, cellular component: COG complex. Gene Ontology annotation, biological process: intra-Golgi vesicle-mediated transport; cytoplasm to vacuole targeting by the Cvt pathway. The transcript has a single exon. Bases 1 to 1857 code for a protein of 618 amino acids.
AUGGCUGCAGACCCAUUAUAUGAGCUUCUUGCUUCUCACCUCAACCCUAACGUUUCGACCUCCUCCCAAGUUGCUCCAUCAUCCUCCGUGCAUUUUAACGCAACGAGUUACCUCUCCCACCUCACAUCACUAUCCUUAUCAGCCUUGUCGACUACCGAGACUCAAUCUCUGGCUCAAGCCUUGAAUACCAAUCUACUUUCCUUACAAGCUCUCUCCUCAAGGUCGCAUCGAUCUGUCAUAACGACCUCCAAUGCACUAUCAACACUUGGCGAAUACCUACCGGCUCUCACAUCCUCUGCCUUCAAUCUCCGAAAGGGCGUACCAGAUCUUGAUGAGAAAGCGGUCGCCUUCUUGCAGAGAUACAGCAAGUCGAAUACAGAUAAUGCAGUCCUUGACAGGCGAAAGAGAGCCAUGCUCUUGUCGCGGAAUGUGGACAGAAUAUCUGAUAUAUUGGAGCUUCCCACUCUCUUAGCAACCGCCAUAGCCUCUUCUUCCACUCCUUCUGCUUCUUCUGGCUCUGCUGCAAGCAGUGUCAAUUAUUCCCAGGCUCUAGACCUCUUUGCCCAUAUCAAACGUCUGCAGAUGAUACACCCUGAUUCAGCACUGGUACAGUCAAUCCUUGAGGAAGCAGAAGGAGUAAUGAAAGACAUGACCAGCAAUCUCAUAUCAUCUUUGAGAGGUCAGAACAUCCGACUUGCAGCCGCUAUCCGAACUAUCGGUUGGCUUAGGCGUGUUGCCCCGGAAUUAGCGACACAAGGCGUACGCCUAUCUUCUGCCAAAUGUGCGCAGAGCAGCCCAUACUCCACUAGCAGGAGCUUUACCCACACAAGUUCUGAAGGGUCCUUCGGCUAUCUGUUCUUGGUGUGCCGUCUAUACAACCUCCUGAAUAUGCUCGAAGCCCUCGCUCCCCUGCGUGACCUCGCCGACCAAGAAACCCAGCAACGAUUGCAAAGACAAACCCGCUCAACAAUUACUAGCCCUUCCCAUGAACAGCCCAGCUCUCAAAGAAAGCUUUUCAUGUACUGCCACUCCGCUUUCACGGGCCAACAGACAGAGCGCUAUCUAAAACGCUACAUCGAGAUCUUCCGCGAACAAUCCUUCGCUACAGUCUCCAUGUACAAGAACAUCUUCCCACCGGCCUCGGAUGAUCCAAAUACCAUCACCAACUCAACAUCCUCCUCUCCAGCCCCAGCCACGUCUCCAUCAACACCAUCACCACCAUUCCUUACCCUCCCCCAAACCCUUCAAACCUUCCCCAUCCACCUCAUCUCGCACCUCACCUCAACCCUCCAACAAUAUCUCCCCAACCUCACCGACCCCUCAGCCCGAGACUCACUACUCAUGCAAGUCCUCUACGCGGCGGGAAGCCUGGGCCGUCUCGGCGCGGAUUUCAGUAUGGUCAUUGAGAGUCUUCUUGACGACGACGACGACAACGAUGAUAAAGAUAAGGGCGAGGAAGAAGGAGAAAUAGGUGAGAAGGAGAUCGCGCAGCUGAAAGGGGAGCCUGCUCGAGGACUAGAAGCAGCAGAAGCAGCAGCAGCAGCAGUGAAGGAUUAUGACGACGCAGCGUCUCUCCCAUUGGCCCAGCAGACAACAAGCAGAGAAAGAACAACAGAUCAAAAGCCAAAGGACGGUGGUAGCGAUGGUGAUGGUGGAGGCGAUAUGCCAAUCCCAGAAUGGAUCCGCAUUCUGCAGAAACACCGUCUGCAAUCUAGCAGGCUUGAAGCGUUGUCCUCUUCUGCUCCUCCUUCUGCACCUAGUUCUGCUGGUCAGGACAAGCAGAGACUUAAUACUACUACUAGCAGCGGGCUUCUGCCAAGGAAAGGAUCGGCAUCACAGGAAGCGGUGGUCAAAUAG